AACGCUUUUAAAGCAGCUGAACAUGUGUUUACACAGAGAUUAGACAGCUUCCACCUUUAAUAACUUUAAUAACUUUAAUAUAAACUCUCAAAGUCUUUGUCUUUACGUUUCUUCCCUCCAAAAUGUCUUCGAGCGAUAAUUUUGAGGGACUGAAGGAGGAACUGAACAGAAAGAUUAAGGAGCAGAAGGUUGUAGUGGACGAGCUCUCCAAUCUGAAGAAAAACAGGAAAGUCUACAUCCAGCAGAGGAACAGUAACAUCUUCUUCCUAGCAGACAGAAGUCAGACCCUGGGUUCAUGCAAAAAGGAACUGGAUAACAUGAAAAAGGACCUGCAGGAUAUGUGAGACCGAGCUUCAUCCCAACAAUGUGUGGCAUCUUUUGUCUGCUGACUCUGUCUCCCGCUCAGUUUGAGUGGGACAAAACCGUUCAUGAACAUUUGAAGAG
This is a messenger RNA of Morone saxatilis (striped sea-bass), 444 nucleotides long. Its product is annotated as ASNSD1 upstream open reading frame protein-like. The record is from RefSeq and is a predicted model, not a curated record. The transcript is spliced from 4 exons. Bases 123 to 344 code for a protein of 73 amino acids. NCBI's taxonomy places the organism in Eukaryota, Metazoa, Chordata, Actinopteri, Moronidae.